Messenger RNA from Malassezia sympodialis ATCC 42132, 1362 nucleotides. It is a transcript of the gene GCD2, whose product is annotated as translation initiation factor eIF2B subunit delta. The record is from RefSeq and is a predicted model, not a curated record. Lineage: Eukaryota; Fungi; Basidiomycota; Malasseziomycetes; Malasseziales; Malasseziaceae.
AUGGCCGACGCCGCAACGCCCAAGCCCGCCGACGCGGCGCCAGUCAAGAAAGACAAGAAGGCUGCAAAGGAAGCCAAACGUGAGCGUCGCGCAGCUGCCAAGGUUCAGCAGGAAGGCCAGACACAAAUUCAGGGACAGCACAGUUCUGGACCUGUCCAAACUGGUGGUGCGACAGGCGCAGGUAAAGGGCGGCCUGAGAAGCCAGCCAUGUCCAAGAUCAAGGACGCAGCUCCGACGCCGUCGCUCGAUGAGGAUCUCUCUACGGUUGGUGUGUUGGGAGAUGCCUCGCUCUUUGGAAAUGUGACGCUGCCGCGCAACGCCCGCAUGAAUGCCAUAAACUGGAGCAGUGCGGCAGCCCGCGGCGUUAUUCAUCCUGCUGUGCUGACCCUGUGCCACCAGCUGUCGACCUUUGCGAUCCGUGGAGCGAACCAGCGCGCUAUAGCCGUACUUCGCGCGCUUGGCGAAGUGAUCCGCGAUUACAAAACCCCGCAAGGUGCUGUACUAAGUCGCGACCUUCUUACCCGCGUGUCCCAGCAGGUCGGCUUCAUUGUGGAAUCACGCCCAUUAAACACGGCCACGGGUCAUGCUGUGCGCUUCCUCAAGUACGAAAUUAGUGUGGUGGAAGCGUCGCUUAGCGAGGAGGACGCUAAGGAACACUUGCUGGGCCGGAUCGAGCACUUUAUCCGCGAUCGCAUUGUGUAUGCCGCCAAGGUCAUUCAAUCACACGCGGCCGCAAAAAUCCAUGAUGGUGAGGUCGUUAUGACAUAUGCCCACUCUUCUGUCAUUGAGGGUACGCUGCUACAGGCCUUCCGUCAGGGGCGCCAGUUCGAAGUGAUCGUCGUUGACUCACGCCCACUCUACGAGGGACGUCAGCUGGCUGAGCGGCUACUAGAAGAAGGCAUCCCCACGACCUACGGCUUAUUGACGUCGCUAAGCACUCUUGCGCCUCGAGCGACACUCGUGCUGUUGGGCACAUCGUCGCUCUUGUCCAACGGUGCACCCUAUGCUCGCUCAGGCACAGCCAUGUGCGCAAUGAUGGCGCAUGGCUUCCACAUUCCGGUGAUUAUAUGCUGUGAGACGUACAAAUUCAGCGAUCGCAUCCAGCUCGACAGCUUCGUUGUGAACGAGGCAGGGCAGAGCUCGGACCUGCUCUCUCAAGAAGACGAUACCUUGCAGACACCUAGUGUGCUGCUGACUCGCGCCGAAUGCAGUGCGCAGUCGCGCCUCAAGGUCGUCCAACUGCUCCACGAUGUGACGCCACCCCGCUAUGUAAGUGCAAUUGCAUCCGAGGUGGGUCUGAGUGGAACGGAGAGUGUCGGUGUCAUUUUACGCGACUACAAGAGUGUACUCUUUGGCGUAUAG